This is a messenger RNA of Sclerotinia sclerotiorum 1980 UF-70, 267 nucleotides long. RefSeq lists its product with no specific name. Lineage: Eukaryota; Fungi; Ascomycota; Leotiomycetes; Helotiales; Sclerotiniaceae. Bases 1 to 267 code for a protein of 88 amino acids. The transcript is spliced from 4 exons. The record is from RefSeq and is a predicted model, not a curated record.
AUGGCUAUAAAUAAGAGUGACCGUAGGAAGAUCGAUCCGUUUGACUCUUCCAGCAGGGGUCGUAGAACCGUUUUUAGAAGCAUCGUUGACAUUCAUAGAAGUGGGGAAGUCGACUCUGCACCCGAAGAAGCAAUUCGAGGGGCAACGAAAAUUGGCAUCGUCAUGAUGCCAAACUAUGAGAGGCUAACUUUGCUGCACAGCUUUGAUGCCACAUCCCCGGGUGUUCCCCAUCCACCAUGUCAAAUUGACAAGUGGCCUUUAGAUUAA